CCAUUCCCCACUCAUCACAACAAAGAUAUGCGCAGCGAGGACGAAGAGGACGACCACUUCGGAGAUGAAGACGAGGACGAGGAUGAGGAGAUGCGCGACGAUGCUGCCAACCAAUUCGACGAAGACCAGGACAUGGAAGAAGACGACGACGAUGCCGAAGGUGACGAGGAGGAAGACGGAGAGGCCGAUGAUGAAGACGACGAAGAUGAGGAGGAGGAGGAUGACGACGAUGAUGACGACGACGACGAGGAAGACGAUGAUGCAGCUGGAGACGAGGAAGAUGGGCAGACUCAGCAAACGACAGAAGCUCCUCCAACAGCUGAACCAUCCGGGCCGCAGUCAAAAGAAGACACGCCGCGCUCACCCACAAAGCAGCCAACGCCGCCACAUCAAGCCCGACGCUCCAUCUUCGUCCCUCCACCCCCAUGGCCGCCAUCAAACCUCACUAUUGAGACCAUCGUCGGAAUCCCCCUGCCCACCGCCGUGCACUCGAUAGCCUCCUCAGCAUGUCUCUCUUACCUCCUAACGGGAGGGCAAGAUGGGCAUGUGCGCGCAUAUGACUUCUGGGCGUCGGUCAACGGUGGCCAGGUAAUGACCGCGCAGCAGCGAGGUAUUGUCGGCCUGGGAGAAGGCGUACACAAGGCCGGCGUGGGUCGAGGAUGGUGGUCGUGUGAGGUCGAGGAAGGCACACCGCCAACGAAGCGCACCGAGCCCGUGUACUCACUCGCGUGUGAGGGCGAUGCGUUGUGGGCGUUGGCGGGGAGCCAGAGUGGUCCUAUAAACCUCUAUUCUUUGCGGCAUCGGCCAGGGCACCUCAUCCACUCGCUCAAGGGCCACACGAACGUCGUGAGCGCGCUUCAACUUCUCCCCGGCGAACGAGGGCUGCUAUCAGGCUCCUGGGACGGCGGAGUCAAGGAAUGGGAUUUGAAUUCGGGCCAGGUUGUGCGCUCUUACCCUACCCAUGGCGCGCAGAUCUCCUCACUCUCUCUUCGUCCGAUUACCCAGGACACUGAUAAGGAGCCCGAGCAUAAGGGCGCGAACGGUGAUGCGCUCCCGCACGUGAGCGUCAAUGUUGGGCCAGAUUUCUUCAAGGCGGAUCGCGAUGCGGAUGGGGACGCUGUCAUGGCAGAGAAGAAGGUGGAGGACGGCGACGAGGUGAAGGAAACUGAAGCCAAACCGGCUUCGGCUCCUCCUGAGUCGGAGAAAGAUGCGGCGGGUGAGGACGACGACGCAGACUCCUUGUUCGACGAUGAUGCAGAUGGUGAAAACGAGAGCAAGCCCGCCACACCAGCACUGCAAGCACUGGGCCUCGCCCUCCCCGGGGCGAAGCCGCCAAGCUCAAGCGUGACGCCCGCUCCACCAACCCCGGCCCCAAGGCCUGCUGUCAAGCCGACACCCAAGAUCGUAGCCGGGGCGGCGGCCAGCAUCCCCCUCCUCACGCCAACAUCAUACAAAGCGAUGUCGAACGACAUUCUCCUUACAUCAAGCAUGGACGGCCAGGUGACGCUGUUUGAUCGACGCGAAGGCGGCGCCGUGGGCCGCCUGAUACCUGGCGAUCGCGCACCACCAUGGUGCAUGAGCGCUGUCUGGCUCGGCGAUGGUAACCAGGUUUUGGCAGGCCGACGCAAUGGCACAAUCGACAUCUGGGAUGUGCGCAAAACAUCGUCUACAUCCGCGAGCGUCCUCCGCACUCUACGCACCCCUUCUGACUCAGGUCCGGUGUCCUGCAUUGUCGCCUUCCCAGACGGCAAGCACGUUGCGACUGCUAGCACCGACAACAUCCGUUUGUGGAACACGGUCGAAUAUUAUGAGCCCGAAGAGCCAGCGAAGAAGAAGAGCUCGCGGCCACCAUUCCGCAUCAUUGCCGGUCAUCACGGUGGAACUGUUUCUAGCAUGAUCAUCGACCCCACGUCACGCUUCCUCAUCACGGCGAGUGGCGACCGGGGGUGGCAGGGCGAGAGUACGCGCGUCGUGCUGGUGCACGAGGUGAAGUGGACAUAGAUUGUAGAAGGCACUGUCUCCUUGAUGUCCUGCCAUGUACCUUGUCUUCCGUGCCCCGCCAGCCGGGGUCGCUCACUACAGCAGUUUCAACAGCAGG
Messenger RNA from Cutaneotrichosporon oleaginosum, 2098 nucleotides. RefSeq lists its product as uncharacterized. The record is from RefSeq and is a predicted model, not a curated record. Gene Ontology annotation, molecular function: protein binding. Gene Ontology annotation, cellular component: nucleus; SAGA complex. NCBI's taxonomy places the organism in Eukaryota, Fungi, Basidiomycota, Tremellomycetes, Trichosporonales, Trichosporonaceae.